This is a messenger RNA of Oryza sativa Japonica Group (Japanese rice), 911 nucleotides long. The record is from RefSeq and is a predicted model, not a curated record. NCBI's taxonomy places the organism in Eukaryota, Viridiplantae, Streptophyta, Magnoliopsida, Poales, Poaceae.
UCUCCUUGCACCACCACCAUUGCUGAGCUCCAAAGCUUCUAGCUGUGAUCAAGCAAAGAAGAAUUGAAAAAAAACAUAUAUAUAUUAUAUAUAUGGCAGGGGUGUGGGUGUUUGAGGAUGGGAUGGUGAGGAGGGCAGAUAGCGAGGCGCCGUCGAGAGGGCGCGGUGUCGGUGGUGGAGGUGGGGGAGGGAAGGUGCUUGUGCACGUGCCGAGCAGCGAGGUGGUGACGAGCUACGAGGUUCUGGAGAGGCGGCUGCGGGAGCUCGGGUGGGAGAGGUACCUCAACGACCCGUGCCUCCUCCAGUUCCACCAGCGCUCCACCGUCCACCUCAUCUCCGUGCCCCGCGACUUCUCCCGCCUCAAGCUCGUCCACAUGUACGACGUCGUCGUCAAGACCCGCAACGUCUUCGAGGUCCGUGACGCCGCCACCACUGCUUCCCCGCCAUGAUCGCAUCGAUGUCUAUGCUUUGAUCAUCAUCGAUAUGACCUUCCUCGACUCCGGGCUCAGGCCAGACACGCCGCCAUGGCGCCUACAAUCGUAUGUGUGUAUUGUAUGAAUCUCAAUUCAGGUAAUGAAUGAUUGUAUAUCAUAUGAUUUGUAAUUCUGUACAGGUAUAACGUAUGCGUAUAUACGUACGUGUGCGAUCGAUCGGGUGUGUGUGAUAUAUAUUAAAAUAAGCGUGGCUGGUUUAAUUGCAAGUGAGUGUUUAGUUAUUUAAUUAUACGAGAGCCAUGAGCACGUGUGUAGCUAGCUUUGGAGUCUUGUACUUUGUGGUUUGGAGCCAUUGCUUGACUGAUUCCGUGGCACGAAUCAAUCAUCCAUGCGUUAUGCAGUGACAAUAAAUAAUUAGUUUUGUCACAAUUAAUUAAUAGUAUGUUGUUUGCUGUAUUGAUUAUUUAUAUUUCCAUA